CAUACAGAAUGGCCCAAAAAUUGAUCCAAGGUCCAACUAAUUUCGGGCGGCGCCAGCUAAUAUGUUAGUCGUCUGUGAACUUGCUAUUCCCCAUCGCGAAUAUCACGUUACUUUGAGUGGUUGAAUUUCUUUUAUUGCUUGGAAGAAUCACUAAUGGCACUCUCAUUAGAGGACUUCCUUCUUCGUGCCCGAGUAUUGAAACUGUACAGACAUGCUUUGAGAAUCUCAAGGAGAGUACCUUCUCAUGCUAGAGCUGAUUUGAGGCAUAUUAUUAGACAAGAGAUGGAGAAUAACAGGCGUUGUAGUGAAAAACAGAGAAUCCGGUACUUGGUUAGUGAAGGAUUAGAAAGAGUGAAACGUCUGGAUGAGACGCUUGACAUGCAAGGCCAUUGAUUUAAUGUUAAUGUGUAAACUAUAUCGUAGAGCUUACAUUUUGCAACCCUAACAAGUCAAAUGUGUGUUGCAUUUGCCUGUAAAAUCAGCAAUUAGAAACAGGGAAUGUGGAAGUCGAAGAACUUAUUCGGAUUAGUCAGGGACAUGCUACAACGCCGGUGCUCAGCAAUAUCUCCAGGGCUUUAUGCAAAUAUCUCGAACGAUCCUCUUGUAGCCAUAUUCUUGUGUACACAGUUUACAUGUAGGAAAGAUGUUUUCUCAAAGAUCAUAUUGAUUAUUUUCUUUUAUGUACUUGGACAACGUUACUAUUUACUGGUUCAAUGUUAUAGUUUUAUAACAACUACUUCGUGUUCUA
Messenger RNA from Lycium ferocissimum, 748 nucleotides. RefSeq lists its product as uncharacterized. The record is from RefSeq and is a predicted model, not a curated record. Gene Ontology annotation, cellular component: mitochondrion. The coding region runs from base 154 to 393 and encodes 79 amino acids. The transcript has 3 exons. NCBI's taxonomy places the organism in Eukaryota, Viridiplantae, Streptophyta, Magnoliopsida, Solanales, Solanaceae.